Molecule: messenger RNA, 1304 nt
Organism: Micropterus dolomieu (smallmouth bass)
Lineage: Eukaryota; Metazoa; Chordata; Actinopteri; Centrarchiformes; Centrarchidae
Gene: tekt1
Product: tektin 1
Exons: 7
Coding region: 3-1241 (412 amino acids)
Biological process (GO): cilium assembly; cilium movement involved in cell motility
Cellular component (GO): microtubule cytoskeleton; nucleus
Source: RefSeq, a predicted model, not a curated record
CCAUGUUCUUCCUACCUGCCUGUAACUUACUCUCAGUGACAGACCACCAGUGGAGAACCAUGUCUGUCCCGGACCGCACUCAUGGUGGUAGACCCAGUCUAGUGAACGUUGAGGCCCGGAACCGCUCCGAGCUCUUCAGAGCAGAGUGCUUGAAGCUGAUCUUGGAAACUGACAAAGCUUGCAAACGAAUGCAAAAUGAUGACAACAUGCGUCUAGAUCAGCGGGUCAGAGACAUUGAGUUUCUGAAGAAGGAGUUGGAGCUGAAGUUGGAGGAGAUUGUUGUUGAGAUUGAUGACCUCACAGCAGUGAACGCCAGAGUGGUGAAAGCCCUGGAGGCUUGCAAAGAGCCUCUGAGAGUCACCGUUCUCUGUCUGCAGGACAGAAUGAAACGCAUGGCCUCUGUUAAGCUGCAUGAUGAGGUGGACAGAGAGCUGCUGAAGGAGAGGGAGGUGAUUGAGGGCGUGGCUUCCCUUCUGCAGCGUGUAUUAGAGCAGAUCACUGAGCAGAUACGAUUGAACCGAUCUGCCAAGUACCACCUAGAGCAGGAUCUGAAGGCGAAAUCUGAGGCUCAGUGUAUCGACAACUCCUGUGCCUUAAUGACCACCCAUUCCAUCGACAACCUGCAUAAGUCCAAAAACACCAAAACUGUUCUGCCGAGCUUGGCGGUGACUCAAAAGCAGUGGGCGAACAUCUCAGACAUCAACAUAGCCAAAGCGGAGCAGCAGAAGAACAACUCUGAGAAACUACGGGCCCUGGUGGAGUCUCUCUUGCAGCAGACGGCCGCAGACAUGCAGAAACAGGUCCAGGCCACAACAGCAGCCUUUCAGCUGAACGUCCAGGAGAUCAAGUCUGCCAAGGGCCAGAUGGAGGAUCAGCUGCCCGAGAUUCUGUCUGAGCUUGCCAGCCAGCAGAGGGUCAGAGAGGAUCUCCAAGUGGCCAUCACAGAGAAUGAACAUGUUCUGAGUUUGGCCCAGGCCCGGCUGGCUUUGCGCCGCCAGAGGCCUGCCAAAGAGCAAUGCUACGAUCCAGCACAGUCCCAGCUCCUCGCAGAGGUCCAGCAGCUCGGGGCUCACAUCACCAAACUGCAUGAGGCAGUGGCCCAGUCAGAGAAGGAGCAGAGGGCUCUGGUCCGCUGCCAGCUGGAGCUGCAGGAAAACAUGGAGAUCAAGGCCAACUCUCUCUACAUUGACGAGGUCAUCUGCGCCCAGCACAGGGAGACCAUUAUCAUACAUAACUUCUGAAAGGUCCACCUAUACCAAGUAUUACUUUCAAAAUGCAGUUGUAUUAAAAUUCUCUUUAAAAUA